Staurois parvus is the source of this 936-nucleotide messenger RNA. NCBI's taxonomy places the organism in Eukaryota, Metazoa, Chordata, Amphibia, Anura, Ranidae. The record is from the annotation of a GenBank genome assembly.
AUGGGAACAUUCAAAGGUAAUAAUAUCACCGUUUUCAUCCUCGUUGGAUUUCCGACUCGUCCAGAGCUUCAGCCUAUACUAUUUACUGUUUUCCUUCUAACUUACAUUUUAACUGUAGCAGAAAAUGUGAUGAUUAUUCUAACGGUCAAGUUUAAUGUAAACCUCCACAAGCCAAUGUACUAUCUUAUGUGUAGUUUAUCUUUUUUGGAAAUAUGUUAUGUCACAGUCACUGUUCCCAAUCUUCUAAACAUCUUCCUUACACAGAAUACAAAAAUCUCUUUUCUAGCUUGUAUGGUACAGUUGUAUAUCUUUAUAUCUUUGGCCUGCACCGAAUGUGUCCUAUUAGCAGCCAUGGCUUUUGACAGAUGUGUUGCUAUAUGUUUCCCCUUACGUUACACAGUCAUCAUGAAUCACACAUUUUGUACUCAGCUGGCUAUUGGGUCUUGGGUGCUAGGUUUUUCCAUUGCAAUGGUGAAAGCCACUCUUAUUUUUAGGCUUCACUUCUGUGGCCCAAAUGUGAUCAACCAUUUCUUCUGUGACAUUUCCCCGGUGCUGAAUUUAGCUUGUAGUGACAUGUCUUUUACUGAGUUGGUGGAUUUUAUCCUUGCUAUGGUGAUCAUCAUGAUUCCUCUAGUAGUGAUCAUUAUCAUAUAUAUUUGUAUUCUCUGGUCAGUGGUAAGAUUACCAAACAACAUGGGACGCCAGAAAGCUUUCUCUACUUGUGCUUCUUAUCUUGCCAUCGUCAUCAUAUUCUACACAACCACAUUGUUUAUUUAUGUAAGACCAAGAAAGGCUAAUCCAUUUGACAGCAAUAAAUUGGUAACAAUUUUUUAUUCCAUUUUGACCCCCCUCAUAAAUCCAAUAAUCUACUGCCUGAGGAACAGAGAAGUACAACAAGCAAUAAGAAAAUCAAUUACUAAAUGCAUUGCAAAGUAA